Messenger RNA from Loxodonta africana (African savanna elephant), 2454 nucleotides. It is a transcript of the gene METTL14, whose product is annotated as methyltransferase 14, N6-adenosine-methyltransferase non-catalytic subunit. Bases 488 to 1858 code for a protein of 456 amino acids. The transcript is spliced from 11 exons. The record is from RefSeq and is a predicted model, not a curated record. Gene Ontology annotation, molecular function: mRNA binding. Lineage: Eukaryota; Metazoa; Chordata; Mammalia; Proboscidea; Elephantidae. Gene Ontology annotation, cellular component: nucleus; RNA N6-methyladenosine methyltransferase complex.
UAACCAGCCAAGGUCACCCAGCUAGUAAUAGGAAAAGGUUCAAGGCAAUAUGGCCGGAGUCUGCUCUCUCAGUAAAAAAGCAGAUACUACAUGCAACAAGUUUUAAAAGUAACUGGGGAACUAACGGAAAAGAGAAGCAACAAAAGAGCUCACAUCGGAAGAGGCGUGGAUAUACCAAGAGAGACACCAGAGACGGGACCUGACAUCGCUGCUCACAGCGCCUAUCAGGCUUCCGAGACCCCUCCCCCAGUGCCCCGUCCCUCAUUGGGCCCCUUCCAAGUAGCGUCAAAUUGUAGGCGGGACUUCCGGGUACAACGGAGCCAAUUCCGGCCGAGCCGGAAAGCCCUUUGAAGAAAAGGCUAGGGGUUACCCGCCCGCCUGAAGUCCCUGGCGAAUUUUGUGUUCCAUAGACUUGGAAGAAAGAUUGGGCGGGGGUUAAUCUACGCAUUGGCAAGUUUUUAGGGUAGUGGAAAACAGGAGUUGGGAUAUGGACAGCCGCUUGCAGGAGAUCCGGGAGCGGCAGAAGCUACGGCGACAGCUCCUCGCGCAGCAGUUGGGAGCUGAAAGUGCUGACAGCAUUGGUGCUGUGUUGAAUAGUAAAGACGAGCAGAGAGAAAUUGCUGAAACAAGGGAAACUUGCAGGGCUUCGUACGAUACCUCUGCUCCAAAUACAAAGCGUAAGUACCUAGAUGAAGGAGAAACAGAUGAAGACAAAGUGGAAGACUAUAAGGAUGAACUGGAAAUGCAACAGGAGGAGGAGAAUUUGCCAUAUGAAGAAGAGAUUUACAAAGAUUCCAGUACUUUUCUUAAGGGGACACAGAGCUUAAAUCCCCAUAAUGAUUACUGUCAACAUUUUGUAGACACUGGACAUAGACCUCAGAAUUUCAUCAGGGAUGUAGGUUUAGCUGAUAGAUUUGAAGAAUACCCUAAACUAAGGGAGCUCAUCAGGCUGAAAGAUGAGUUAAUAGCUAAAUCUAACACCCCUCCUAUGUACUUACAAGCAGAUAUAGAAGCUUUUGACAUCAGAGAGCUGACACCCAAAUUUGAUGUGAUUCUCCUGGAACCCCCCUUAGAAGAAUAUUAUAGAGAGACUGGCAUCACUGCUAAUGAAAAAUGCUGGACUUGGGAUGAUAUUAUGAAGUUAGAAAUUGAUGAGAUUGCAGCACCUCGAUCAUUUAUUUUCCUCUGGUGUGGUUCCGGGGAGGGUUUGGACCUUGGAAGAGUGUGUUUACGUAAGUGGGGUUACAGAAGAUGUGAAGAUAUAUGUUGGAUUAAAACCAAUAAAAACAAUCCUGGGAAGACUAAAACUUUAGAUCCAAAGGCUGUCUUUCAGCGAACAAAGGAACACUGCCUUAUGGGGAUCAAAGGAACUGUUAAGCGUAGCACAGACGGAGACUUCAUUCAUGCUAAUGUUGACAUUGACUUAAUUAUCACAGAAGAACCUGAAAUUGGCAAUAUAGAAAAACCUGUAGAAAUUUUUCAUAUAAUCGAACAUUUUUGUCUUGGUAGAAGACGGCUUCAUCUCUUUGGAAGAGAUAGUACAAUUCGACCAGGCUGGCUUACAGUUGGACCAACUCUUACGAAUAGCAACUACAAUGCAGAAACAUAUGCAUCCUACUUCAGCGCUCCUAAUUCCUACUUGACUGGAUGUACAGAAGAGAUUGAGAGACUGCGACCAAAAUCGCCUCCUCCCAAAUCUAAAUCUGAUCGGGGAGGUGGCGCUCCCAGGGGUGGAGGAAGAGGUGGAACUUCUGCUGGCCGUGGACGAGAAAGAAAUCGAUCCAACUUCCGAGGCGAAAGAGGUGGCUUUAGAGGGGGCCGUGGAGGAGCACACAGGGGUGGCUUUCCACCUCGAUAAUUUCUGAAGACACUGAUCCUUUUAAUGGCCCUCUCCCUUCUUUAUUUCAUUUUGAAUUUCAGUUGGAAGACUCACCUUAGAACUGAGUUCCAGCUCGCACUUGGCUUUUAGUUUCUCUAGGCUGCAGGACUGUCUGAGCCAGCUUCCCUUGCAGUUGUCACAGGCGCUGCCUACUUUUCCCAGGAUAAACGAGUGAUUCCGCCCUCUGUCAUGUGCAUGUAACUGAACCGAACGAACACAAAUGCCUUCACCUUCAGAGACUUGAGUUUAUUCCUAUUUAUUGCAAAGGCUUUUGCUUUUUAGAAAGAGUUGGAGUAAACAGUGAAAAGGCUGCAUCUGUAACAUGAUAUUAGUCCUGCAGAAGGUGAGAGAAUGUGCAUCCCGCCACUGCUGUCCCAGCACGUGGGAAGCCGCCGGGAGCCUGGAUAGAAGAGUUGGGACAGAUGGUAAGCUUCUGCCAGAGAUGUAACGUUUUCUUGAUGAAACAAUAAAAAGAGGUAGACUUCUUUUUACUCUUAAAAAUUCAGAUAAAAUUGAGAAUUUUGGCAUACUUAAAAAAAAAAAAAGCUCAUCAUCAUCAUCUCAGUAGCUACAGA